This is a messenger RNA of Gastrolobium bilobum, 792 nucleotides long. RefSeq lists its product as uncharacterized. The transcript is spliced from 2 exons. Lineage: Eukaryota; Viridiplantae; Streptophyta; Magnoliopsida; Fabales; Fabaceae. The record is from RefSeq and is a predicted model, not a curated record. The coding region runs from base 1 to 792 and encodes 263 amino acids.
AUGUCGGGUGUGUCCCUAGCUGUGGCUGGUCGAGGGGAGCAACACAAAACGGUGACUCAGCAGGAACAUGUUGCGCCUGUUGGUAGCAUGACAAUGAUGGGUUCUUUGCGUUUGAUAGAGUUGCAGCUUGUGGCAUUCGUGUUGGUUUUCUCAGCAAGUGGUCUUGUCCCUCUACUUGAUUUAGUGUUCCCUGUCCUUGUCUCUAUCUAUAUAUUGGGACUUGCAUGUUUUGCCUUUCCAUCAUAUGGGUGUGGACCCCAGCAGAUAUUCCAUGGAAGCAAGCUUUUCCAAGUGAAUGUGGCUGUUGGAACCACCGUUGGACUGUUCUUGCCUCUUGCGUACGUGCUGGGUGGGUUUGGCAGAGGGGACGAACAUGCAGUGCGAUCAGCGAGCCCACACUUGUUCUUGAUCUCCUUCCAAAUACUAACAGAGUAUAUAAUAAGUGGCUUGUCAAUGUUUUCUUCACCAGUGAGGGCAUUGGUGCCCCUCAUUUAUACACUCAGGAGGAUCUUUAUGGAUAUUAAUUGGAUACAAAAUGUGUGGCUCAACAACACUUUGCCCGCAGAUGCACAUCUUAAGGACAAGGCAUGGUUUUGGUUCGGGAGGGUUCUGGCGGUGGCUAAUCUUGUUUAUUUCUCCAUCAAGCUCUUUGGGUUCUUGAUACCAAGGUUCCUUCCAAGAGCUUUUGAGAGGUAUUUCCAAGAGAGAGAAGAGACCUUUGCUAAGGAAGCCGAAGACAAGCGAUAUGUUGUCAUCGAUAAAUCCCAUCCACUAGAGAAGAAGUCAGAUUAA